Molecule: messenger RNA, 1884 nt
Organism: Labrus mixtus (cuckoo wrasse)
Lineage: Eukaryota; Metazoa; Chordata; Actinopteri; Labriformes; Labridae
Product: adhesion G-protein coupled receptor G2-like
Exons: 11
Coding region: 79-1692 (537 amino acids)
Biological process (GO): cell surface receptor signaling pathway; adenylate cyclase-activating G protein-coupled receptor signaling pathway
Cellular component (GO): membrane
Molecular function (GO): G protein-coupled receptor activity
Source: RefSeq, a predicted model, not a curated record
UGAAUCUGACUCCUCUCUCUCUUCUCAGGUUUAAAAUGUGCUGCAUACUUUUGUGAAGACACGUCCGUCUUGAAUCUGAUGAUUGACCUGGACACUGACAGCGCUAUGCAGAGGGAAAUGAUGAAACUCUUCGAAAUAAAAGAUUCAUGUCUACACAUCUUCCCCAGGUUUCCUGAGGUCAAGAAAUACUUCAUAAAACUGGAAGAAAAGAUGAUCCAUAACAUUAUGAAGGAUUCCAAGCUUGAGGCUGGAGGCUCCAAAACUCACAACCUGAAGAGUUUAUCGCUGAAUCUGAACAAUAUCAGUGAGUCUGACCUCAACCUCACAGGAACCAACUCUAGAAUCCAGAUCGAAGCUCCACAGCUGCUGCCUCAGAACAAGUCAUUUAUCCCUGAGAUUUGGCUGCCAGUCGACGCCCUGCAGCACAUCCCACAGGAGAAGCGGCUCGUUGGUUUGGUCAGCUACAUGGAGAAUACUCAGUUCAAAUUCAAUCAGGAGAAUAUCUCGUCGAUGGUCGUCAGGAUAGAGCUGCUGGGGGGACAUCGACUUCACAAUCUGAAAACACCAAUCAAGAUGAUUUUCAGAGGUUUAGAAGUCGGAAAUAUAGAUAAUCACUCACAGUUACUGUGCAACUAUUUUGAUGUAGAGGAUACUUGCUGGAGAACGAACGGAUGUGAGACGUACAAUGUAACCGAUGACAACAGAACAGAUAUCACCUGCAUCUGUAACCACACAACACCAUUCGCUGUCCUGCUGAUGAGAGAGCCAAUCGCAAAAAUCCACUGGGAGAUUCUGUCAUACAUCAGCUACAUUGGCUGCGGCCUGUCCGCCUUCUUCACUGCUUUGUCUCUUGUCAUUUAUGUCUUUGGUCGAAGCCACAAGAUGGAUUACUCCAUCUCCAUCCACGUCUCUCUGAGCGGAGCCCUGUUCCUGCUCAACACCACCUUCCUGCUGACGGAGUGGGGGGCCACGGUGGAGCCCGACUGGGUGUGUGUGUUCGUGGCCGCUCUCAUGCAUUACUCUCUGCUCUGCUGUUUCACCUGGAUGGCCAUAGAGGCUCUUCACCUGUAUCUGCUGCUGAUUAAGGUGUACAACACCUACUACAAGCACUACCUGCUCAAACUGUCUCUGGCUGGAUGGGGGAUCCCUGCUGUGAUCGUUGGCAUCUCUUUGGGAGUGAAGGACUUCAAACAGUUUUAUGGAGUUACACAUAUGACCAUGUCUGACACUAACCAAACCAACUCCAUCUGCUGGAUCACAGACGACUCCUUCUUCUACUCCCUGAACCUGCUCUAUUUCACCCUCAUAUUCGUCUUCAACUCCGGCAUACUGGUGGCGGUGGCCUCCAGCAUCUGCAAGAUGAAACAAGUGUUCAGGAGCAGGUCCAGGCUCGGAGCGGAGGGUGAGGGGGGAAAGACCUGGAGAGACCCGCAGAGGUUGAGUGAGUCAUGCAGGGGGGGUCUCACCGUGCUAGGUCUCACCUGCUUGAUGGGGACCACCUGGGGUCUGGCCUUCAUGGGCUCAGGAUACGUCAACUUACCCAUCCUCUAUCUCUUCUGCAUCCUCAACUCCACCCAAGGUUUUUUCAUCUUCCUGUGGAUCUGUCUGUCAGCAAAGAAGCAGAGGAAGAGAGAAAUGGAAGAAAGACUGAGUUCGACUCCUGUGAAGAACACAACUCUCAAAUCUGAUUAGUUCCCCUUCCUGCUGCUUCCCUCAGUCUGUGUGAAACAGACGAACUCUAACAUGUAGCUCUCUGUGUUUUCUUAACUGUGAACUUUUCACAUGAAUUGUGUUUUCUGACCCUUAAAAAACUGAAUUAAAAAUACUUAAGCUAACCUUUGAUUGGAUGCUGUUGUUAAAUUAAAGCUGUAUUCUUAUGUUAAA